Messenger RNA from Schistocerca cancellata (South American locust), 5480 nucleotides. Its product is annotated as glucose dehydrogenase [FAD, quinone]-like. The coding region runs from base 100 to 1995 and encodes 631 amino acids. The record is from RefSeq and is a predicted model, not a curated record. NCBI's taxonomy places the organism in Eukaryota, Metazoa, Arthropoda, Insecta, Orthoptera, Acrididae. The transcript is spliced from 7 exons. Gene Ontology annotation, molecular function: oxidoreductase activity, acting on CH-OH group of donors; flavin adenine dinucleotide binding.
CACCGACAGCCACAGCGCCGCCUCCGCCUCUGCAGCUCCAGCGGCCGUCCGGACCGCAGAAGACACACAGACAGGCAGAGAGAGGCAGCAGAGGCGAGCAUGUCGUGGGUGCCGCCGGAUCUGGCGUCGCUGUGCCGACCGCACACGACCGUCUCCACGUGCCUGCCGCCCGCCUACAUGUUCCUGGCCGCCGUCGCCUACAUGCUGGGCCGCAGCAGGGACGACCCGGCGCAGCACGGCCACACCCAGGCGCCGCCCUACUUCACGCAGUACGCCGGGGGCGGCGGGGGCGGCAAGCAGCCCGAGGAGCGCUUCGACUUCAUCGUGGUGGGCGCCGGGUCGGCCGGCUGCGUGCUCGCCAACAGGCUCAGCGAGGUCAAGGAGUGGCGGGUGCUGCUGCUGGAGGCGGGCGUCGAGGAGCCGGAGGUGGCGGAGGUGCCGGCGAUGGCGCCGCUGCUGCAGAACAGCAACCUGGACUGGCGCUACCGCACGCAGCCGGACGGGCGGGCGUGCAAGGCGCGCCGCGGCCGCUCCUGCGGCUGGGCGCGCGGCAAGGUGAUGGGCGGCUCCUCCGCCAUCAACUACAUGAUCUACGCGCGCGGCCACCCCAGGGACUACGACGAGUGGGAGCAGAAGGGCAACGACGGCUGGGGCUACCAGAGCGUGCUGCCGUACUUCAAGAAGUCCGAGGACAACGAGGACGAGGAGAUCGUGAAGAAGAGCCCGGGCUUCCACGGGCGCGGCGGCUACCAGACGGUGGAGUGGUUCCCGUACCAGGACGAGAACGUGGCGCCGCUGAUCGAGGCGUGGCGCGAGCUGGGCUUCCCCGUCACCGACGUGAACGGCGCGCGCCAGCUGGGCGUGGCGCUGCUGCAGACGACGUCGCGCCACGGCCGCCGCCUCAGCACCAACGCCGCCUACGUGCGGCCGGUGCGCGCGCGCCGCCCCAACCUCACCGUGCUGACGCAGGCGCACGUCACGCGCCUGCUGCUCGACCCCGCCACCAAGAGCGCGCUCGGCGUCGAGUUCCUGCUGCAGGGCGCGCACGCGCUCUCCACGGUGCUCGCCGACAAGGAGGUGAUCCUGUCGGCUGGGGCCAUCAACUCGCCGAAGAUCCUGAUGCUGUCGGGCGUGGGGCCCAAGCAGCACCUGUCUGCGCUCGGCAUCCCCGUGCUGUCCGACCUGCCGGUGGGGCGCAACCUGCAGGACCACGUGACCACGGACGGGCUGGUGCUCGUCGUGCCGCGCACCAACACCUCGGCCUCGGGCAACAAGCAGCGCGUCGCCGACAUCCGCAGGCACCGGCACCACGGCGACGGACCGCUCGCCUCCACCGGGCCCCUCCAGGUGGGGGUGUUCGCGCAGUCGCAGUUCGAGGAGGAGCACGACCGGCCCGACCUGCAGUACUCGUUCGACGCGGCCAACGUGGCGGACCUGCUGCGCGACCCGGCCGAGGCGCUCGAGACCAACGUGGAGCCGCUGGCCUACUACGACGGCGUGACGGUGCGGCCCAUCCUGCUGGCGCCGCGCUCCCGGGGCGCCGUGCUGCUCAACCAGUCGGAGCCCGUGUGGGGCGCGCCCGAGGUCCACUCCGGCUACUUCAGCGAGUCGCCCGACCUCGACAUCCUGGUGGCCGGCAUGCAGCUGGGGUCGCGGAUGGCCGAGACGAAGGCGAUGCAGCACAUCGGGGCGUACGUGCUGGGCAACCCGAUGCCCGCGUGCGCGGACCGGGCCUUCGGCUCGGACCAGUACUGGCGGUGCGUGAUCCGCCACUACACGGCCACCAUCUUCCACCCGGUGGGCACGUGCGCCAUGGGCCCCCACUGGGACCGCAACGCCGUCGUGGACCCGCGCCUGCGCGUCUACGGCGUGCACCGGCUGCGCGUCGUCGACGCCUCCGUCAUGCCGACCAUCGUGCGCGGCAACACGAACGCGCCCGUCAUCAUGAUCGCCGAGAAGGCCGCCGACAUGGUCAAGCACGACUGGCUGUCCUAGGCCCUGCGGGGGCGGCAGGGCGCCCGCACUCCGCCCUUCGUCUGGGUGGCGUUCGUCUCUGGCACACGUCAUUUACAACGAAUGAACGUUAUCCCGUCCGAACUCCUUGUGAUAUUCACUCGUACAGGACACAUAUAAAGUCUACAGAUAAACAUUCCAUCGUUUUUUCAAGGAUGUUUGCGAGGGGUCUGAUAUAAGGAACAGUGCUCUACAAAGUUGUGUUACCAACGAUCGUGGCGUCGUUGUGCCUGACAUCAGAUGUCUCCGGAACCACUGAACAAGGAUCUUCAUCGUAAGCAUUACUUUCGUCAUCCAUUGUCCACAGACCCCAUAAUCUACUAGCCGCCCGAACUAGAUGCAUCUCCCUCCGUUUGUCUCGAACCUACUCCUUCCAGUCUGCUGAUACAAUCAACGUGGUUAGGUAGCUUCCCAGUUCGCUCUGUCUAUGCAGUGUUGGUCUGCCAAGGGAAAGAAUUUUCUGUGGUUUAAUCUUUCACUAUCACCAUACGAAUAUAUCUACUUCCCGUUCAAGGUUUUUGAAAUACUAUGUUUGUUGAUCUCUCCUCCAUCUUCAAGGCUCGAAGGACUGCUUCCAAAAUAUUUUUGGUACACGUGGUGCUCUACAGACCGAAUAAAUUCGAUUAACAUUGAUUUCCUCCCAUAUUCACGUUUCACUCUUCUGCUUUACAAUGUUUCCCCACACUAGAUUCGAUCAUUACAUCCAAAUAGGCGUCUUUUUGUCUAACAUGGUUUUUGAAGCCCUGUUUUUGGAAAAAAAUCUUCUUCAAUGUUCCUCCUGAUUUCGCACAUAUCAUUCCACUCGCUAUGGACGGCACUUUUUAAAAUGCCUGAAAGUAGCACAUAUCGUUUUUAUACGUGGUGCUUUGCAGCUUGGGCAAUUUCUUUCCAAAUGGCAACUUUCAUAUUAUCCGACAUUCUAACUAUUCAUUACGUUUUGUCUACCGCGAUACCAUAUACUGGAAUACAAAACCAGAAAUGCAAAAACUAAUAACGUGAGUAAUGCAACAACUUAUAUGGAGACAUGUAGCCUUUUGUUAGCCUUUCCCGCGUUACCUGUUUUUCCUAUAAGCAGAUGAUUCUUUAAAGUAGCUGUUCAAAAUUCCAACUGCUGUGUUAACGACACAUUGAACAGUGAGUCACGGACAUCUUAGCAUCCUACGAAAAUGCGGUGACAUUACUAGAAAUCACGUCCGUCUGGGUUUGAAAUGACGUUUCGUACCCUGUCACCUUCCCGUGACACCAAGAAAGAAGAAAGAUCAUCGCCGUCACACGUGACGAUUUUCGUCGUAGUGAAAUACAACAACAAACCAAGCCACUGUCGCCCACACUGUAUAUCACCGUAGCUCCUAACUUCUUCAAUCCGUGUGAAAUAAAAAGCAAAUUAUUUAAGCAAAAAUCGCAAAAAAUCUCUCUAGUAAAUGCAGAAAACUUCCAUGGAAUGUAUUUCAGACGUCUUUGCGGAGACCCUGGCAAAAUCCAGUAACUAGGUAAUGAGCUAUUCCUUAUAUCACUGUACCCAGCAAACACCCUCGAAACGACCACAGCAUGGCUGUGGAUAGAAAUUGUAUCCGACCUGUAUAAUAUAAUUAUUUUUAAUAAUUUUGUUUCUGAUAAUUGUUCUGAAUAAUUCUUAAAAAUAUGAACAAACAUACGUUUGACGUGCCCACAGAUUUUCUGUCAUCUAACUACGGUUCCAGACACUAGCCGUUCCACGGGGUGGAACGAAUGCUGUGCUAACUUGCCUUUUAAGUGUCACGAAUACCGUAUCGUAUGUGCAUCACACGCUCGCAACGCAGUCUGUGGAAAUACAUAUUUCUCUUUCUACACGGGAACUAAUAUCUCGGUUUCUUCACUUUAUGAUAGAAGUAACUGUGUUUCUCAGUAGCUGAAUCUAUAAAAUGUGUAUCAGCUCUCAGCUUCUGAUUCAAUAUAUCCAAAUUACAGAAAUACAUUUUUAGGCUUCCGGUUAGCUUUUCCGUAGGUAAAAGGAAACAAUUUCUAUCGUCGCUGAAAUACGCCGCCUGUUAAAUUUUCUACACUUCAUCGUACGACUAACCACUCAUUUUCUUCCCGUGCUGUUACAGAAAUGAAAUAUUUUCUCAUACGCCACGUUCUCUUUGUCCUUGUGUACUGUGUGUUACACCUUAUCUAGGCUUAUAAAAUCGUACAACCAUUUACCAAUCUGUGAAAUUCUUAUGCCGGAUAUAGGCUUCAUAAAGGUUCGGAAAUUACGAAAUACGUAAUAACAUGGUUAAUUCAUCCCACAGGUUUCUUCCCUCACACGGCUUGCAGUACUACGUCCGUUAGCCUACGACAGACACUCUCAUAGUGAAUUCAGGAACCAUAACGAAAUCUUUAUCUGUGGUGAGCGACACAGCUAACAACAGAUGAAGGUUUCACCACGAAACUAACGAGCUGACUACAAGAAAAUGUUACUUCCACCUGAAUUUUACAACCAUCUGUUCCCUUAACUUAUUUUGCUACCUUUGUGUCAGUCCUACAGAAACAAUGAAGAGAUGAUACGAACGUGAACCUCUAGUCAACCGUGUCCUCGCACGAAAUGCUCUUUUGCACAAAAUAAAAAGCAUGCAACGAAAGAGCUGUGAGAAAGUGGUAACAUACAAUAUUCUUCAUUUCCUGUUUGUCCACACACUGUAUGACGUAAAAAUUAUGGCAGUGAAUAUUUUACUCAUGAUACCAGCUACCUCGAAAGGUAAUUUCAUUUGUAUGUACAUUUAUGCAGUACUCCGUCAAUGAACUUAGCUACAGUUUUGUGUCCCACAACGCAUCUUAUGUCUGCAUAUAUUCCACAUUCCGGGUGAAAAAUUUUAGAUCCUGUCAAGAUAAUCCUCAAAUAUUCGAGUUAUAUGCGUCAGUGGUGAUUUCUAAAUAGUGCUCAAAUGAAGAGCUUUGUAGAGGAUAUGUAUUAGAAUCCCAAGACACAACUGUUUACGAUGUUUUUUGAGAUUUCAGUUACCAAUUUCCCACACGAUAGUAUAAGGAUGGCGCUGUGUGUGUAUUUAAUGUAUCCCCAUGUUUAGCAUGCAAGUGCCAUAGGAGCCUCCCCACCUAAAUUUUCCUGGCGCUGACAGGAAACGGACGAAGAUGAAGUAGUAUUCAAAUUGUUCUUGUGUAAGAGUAAGUUGUAGUUAAGGAUAUCUUGUUGCGCACAGCGAGCUGCACUUCGGCUCAAUGUCUUUGCCAGGCCGGUAUUCUGAAACACAGCCCACCACAGUGGCAUAUCAUUCAGAGGAUAAACCAAUUUAUCCACACCAUUGUCGAUAAAAAAGAACGCUUCUUAUACGCUAAAGCAGCAACAGUGUUGUCGUGUUAUCGACAUGGAUAUGCAUCAGUUUGUUUGUUUACCUGAUGUAUCAGAUGCCACUGAUGAUGGGGUGUGUCUCCAAGUAUAAGUCUUGGAAAUAAAUGCCACUGGACUGCAGCAUAUGGUGUACAACAAGAUA